This is a messenger RNA of Morone saxatilis (striped sea-bass), 2347 nucleotides long. RefSeq names its product UEV and lactate/malate dehyrogenase domains (gene uevld). Gene Ontology annotation, molecular function: oxidoreductase activity, acting on the CH-OH group of donors, NAD or NADP as acceptor. The coding region runs from base 118 to 1530 and encodes 470 amino acids. Gene Ontology annotation, biological process: carboxylic acid metabolic process; protein modification process; protein transport. Lineage: Eukaryota; Metazoa; Chordata; Actinopteri; Moronidae. The transcript is spliced from 12 exons. The record is from RefSeq and is a predicted model, not a curated record.
UUAGCUACUUCUCAAAGUUUGCGGAAGUUUAUUUAUUUUUUUAAUACACAGCUGAAGUAAACCACCAAGAGGGUUAAAACAGUACGAGGCGUUAUUUUGGAUUGUGUGACUCAAUAGAUGGACCUCCGUUCAGAGAAAAUACAGCGGAUUCUCUCCAAGUAUAAAUUCCACGAUGUCGCUGUUGAGGAGCUGCAGAAAAUCCAUCGCAUCUACCCUGGGAUGGUACCAUCCACAGGCACAUACACAUUUACUGACAGCACCCAAAAAGAUCUCCUGAAAUUGAUUGGUAACCUCCCAGUCCAGUAUGAAGGCCACACAUACAACUUCCCCAUUCAGCUGUGGCUGAUGGACUCAUUCCCCUUCACUCCUCCCAUAUGUCUCCUGAGACCAACCGCUAACAUGGUCAUCAGGGAGGGCAAGCAUGUUGACGCUCGAGGAAGGCUCUACCUGCCGGGGCUGCACAACUGGGAUUAUCCCAAGUCUUCUGUGGUGGGUCUUCUGGCUGAGAUGAUUGCCAAGUUUGAGGAGGAGCCCCCACUGUCCUCAAAGACCACAGGAGAAAAUAAGGACCCCCAUGACCUUCUGGCUUUUGUCUCUAACCUCCAGAUCAAUGAUGGUGGAAUCAGACAUCAUGAUCAACCAAUCAACAAAGUGUCUGUUAUCGGGGGAGGAGAUUUAGGAAUGGCAUCAGUGAUGAGCAUUUUAUCAAAGUGUAAAGUGGAUAAACUGGUUUUCAUUGACGUCGCGGAGAGUUCCACCAAGGGCGGCAGCACAGAUCUAGAGAUUUUCAAUCUGCCCAAGGUUGAGGUGUCCAGAGAUUUUUCAGCGUCUUCGGACUCCAAGGUUGUGGUGGUGACAGCGAAUGCAUGGAGCAGCGAGCAGUCGUAUGUAAGCGUGGUUCAGACUAACGUGGACUUGUACAGAGGAAUUAUUCCAAAUUUGGCACGUCUCAGUCCCAACGCAGUAAUGCUCAUCGCUUCACAACCAGUGGACAUCAUGACCCACGUUGCCUGGAGGCAGAGUGGCCUGCCGCCGACUCGGGUGAUCGGAGCAGGGUGUAACCUGGACUCAGAGCGACUCAGUCACAUUCUGGAUAUUAACCUGAACACUCACAAACCAGCCUGGGUCAUAGGAGAGCUUUCAGACAACAAAGUUGCAGUGAUGAGUAACACUGGGCUGAGCUCCAGUGUGCAGCCAGAGAUUGCAUCAGGAUCCAGCGCUACCAAGCCACUGUUAGACAGAGGGUUUGAGAUGAUGAAGAAUCGAGGUCAGCGGUCCUGGUCUAUGGGUCUGUCUGUUGCUGACAUCACAAACAGUGUCCUGACAGAUAAGAUGAAGACCCACUCCGUCUCCACACUGGCUCAGGGUUGGGGUGGCAUAGGCACAGAGGUGUUCCUCAGCCUGCCGUGCAUCAUGGGAUCAAACGGUUCCACGCGCUUGGCCGGAGUGUCGCUCGGACAGGAGGAAGACUCCAAACUGAGGGACAGCGUCGUCUCCCUUUCCAACCUCAUGGGUCAGCUGAGGAUAUGAAGGAUCCAGUGGUACUCCCUAAGUUUUGGCUUCACUCACCAGUCUGAGAGCAGCAGAUGCUUACUGGCAGGGCGGUUUUCCAGUCAACACACCCUCAGCAGAUGGACUGUGCUCGUGCUGAAGUUGAAUGCAGUUUCAGUUAGCUGCUUACACUGGAAUGUUGAAUUUUAUGGACAAACUCGCUGUCUUUAAUAUGGAUAAUUUAAUCAUAAGAUUUGUUUCUAUAUUGUCGUUGGAUACUGUGUAUUACAUGUGGGUAAAAAUAAUCUGAAAUAACAAUGCAUAGAUUGCAUUUUUGCAUUUAAAUAUAACAGAAUUGAGAAAUGAUGCUUUGUCUCAUACAAAAUAUGCAAUUUGGAACAUUACAUGAAUGCAGUUAUAUUUUUUGAAAGCCAUGAUCUAUCAAAAAGCAUCUUUAGAAUAAUGAUGCUUGUGGCUUUGAAGAACUAUAUUUUUGUCAUUAACAGCUAAAGUUCAAUUUGACCUAGACUACUUUUACCAAAGAUGUGAUAAUGGAAUUAUUUUUUUGUACUAACCAAUCUUUAAUUCUUUUGGAGAAAAUCAGGGGGUUGGCAGAUGAGGCAUGUAUAUUAUAUAUAGAACAGGGUGUUGGUGUGGAGUCGAUACAUGGAUGAUGAAGUACAGCUCGUAUAUUUUAAUGGACGUCUUAUUAUAUUUAAUGACAAUAUACCUUUGCAGAAUAUUUAAGUCGCCUUUGCUCUUACGUUUGUUUACUUUAUGUUACAUAAGCAAGAACCUAAGAUAUGUACAGUGAGACUACACAAUUCUGUGGGUGUGCAAUAAAUAUCUGAAACCA